AUGAACCUCACCUCCCAACUCCUGGACCUCAUGCUGGAGGCUUCCAACCUCUCUCGCUGGAAGUUCAUCCAGGAAUAUUCCAUCCCUCCUCUGGUGGCAGUGCCCAGACUCCCUAGUUCCUUGCUUCCAGUGUUUGGCAUGCUCUACGUGCUCAUCUUUGGGCUUGCAGUGGUGGGCAACGGGGCCGUGCUGGUCCUCUUAUGUCGGAGGAAGGCUCUGCAGUCUCCAAGCACAUUCUUCAUUUGCUCUCUGGCACUCAGUGACCUCCUGAUCUCCAUUGUAUGUGUUCCUGCAACAAUGCUGCAACACUUCUUCACCAACUGGUUGGCAGGGGAUUUUCUGUGCAAGCUAAUACCAUUCCUACAAGUGACAGCGAUUGCAACCAGCAUGCUUACCAUGACAUGUAUUGCUGUGGAGCGUUUCCUGGGAAUCCUUUAUCCUCUGCAAGUCCGCAACAGCUACUUCCUUAGCCAUGCCUUCAAGAUGCUGGUGGCUGUGUGGCUGGUUGCCCUGGCAAUUGCAGCUCCCAUGUGGUUUGUCCAGAAAGUGGAGGUCAAAUAUGACUUCCUGUUCGAUGUCCACCAUACAUGUUGCUUGGAAGUAUGGCCAAGCCAUCAGCAGAGGAGAGCCUACACUACCUGCCUGUCAGUUCUGUUUUUCAUGGCCCCGUUGGCGACCAUAGCCUUUCUGUACUGGAAGAUCAUGAGAGAACUUUGGGGCAAGCACAAAGUACAUGACGUCAUGUUUCAAACUCUCCCGGGAUCUGAAAUCAACAAGAUUACCAGGAGAAAAAAACGUGCGGUAAGAAUGAUGGCCACCGUGGUGGUGCUCUUUGCUUCCUGCUGGGCGCCUUUCCACCUGGUCUCCCUCCUGCUUGACUACGGCCAGCUAGACCUCGAUCUAGACUCCGAAUUUCUCCUGGUCAGUUUGGUUCAGAUUCUUGGAUUUAGCAAUUCGGUUUGCAACCCAGUGGUUUAUGCUGCCCUCAACACCACCUUCAAGAGGGACUUGCUAGCUCUGCUUACCAGAGGAUGGUGCUCCAGCAGAGGUUGCUGCUUUUGCCGGGUUUCCUGUUGGUCCUGGAGGACUCACAAGCAAGUGGGCAUCUCAGCAGUGGAGUCAGUUGAGCCCAGAUGGGGCCUGGAUAGGACAAGUGGAAAAGGAGUCAUUAGAUCAUGGAGUAAAUUGGCAUGGGAGCUGGAACCAGAGAGGCCUACAACCAACUUGUUCCCCCACAUGAACCUGCUUAGCACAAUCAGACACAAAACAACCUCCAGUACUAUGAUACUAAGUGUUAUUGACCCACCACAUACAGACAGCACCUCUAGAUCUGACCACCCUUUAACAGGGAUGCUGGAUGUAUGA
Xyrauchen texanus (razorback sucker) is the source of this 1365-nucleotide messenger RNA. RefSeq names its product pyroglutamylated RF-amide peptide receptor-like. Gene Ontology annotation, biological process: G protein-coupled receptor signaling pathway. The record is from RefSeq and is a predicted model, not a curated record. Gene Ontology annotation, molecular function: peptide binding; neuropeptide Y receptor activity. NCBI's taxonomy places the organism in Eukaryota, Metazoa, Chordata, Actinopteri, Cypriniformes, Catostomidae. Gene Ontology annotation, cellular component: membrane. The transcript is spliced from 6 exons. Bases 1 to 1365 code for a protein of 454 amino acids.